AUGCCUGAUCUAGUCGAGCCUGACGGGGCUCCGCCUCAGCUACACCAAGCCUCCCUUCUUGAUACGAUCGAUAACCUGCGUAACCUCGGUGUCGGUGAUCUCGUUAGCUUGCCUCAGAUGAUUGUCUGUGGUUCCAAGUCCAAUGGCAAACGGUCUAUCAUCGAGGCAAUUUCUCGUGUCGGGUUUCCAGUGAAAAAUGAUCUUUACACUGGGUUUGUUACCGAGAUCAUACUACGCCGCCGUCCAAUACCCUGCUUCAAAGUGAGCAUCGAGCCCGGUCCGUCUAGAAAAAGCGACAAAGAUCUUCAACGAGUCAAGGCUUUUGGGCCCACUGUUCAUCCCAAUACUGAGCAGUCUGCAUCGCUCAUUGGGAAAGCUAUGGAGUUUCUUGGACCUUCCAUCGAGGAUGGAUUUACUGACGAUAUCAUCAAAGUCGAAUUCUCUGGCCCCGAGCAGCCUGAUUUGACUCUUAUUGAUAUUCCUGGGCGCUACUUCACUGAAGGUACGGAUGGCGGGGAUCGAGCAAAGGAUCCUGGCCGUCUUCACAUGGAAAAAUACUUGCUCAAUGGCCGCAGCAUCAUCCUCGCUGUGGUAUCUGCGAAAAUUGAUAUUUGUGUUCAAAGAAUCCUCGAUUUCGCAGACAAAUAUGACAAAGAACGAAAGCGGUUCAUGGGGAUUGUUACUCACCUCGAUACACUCGAGGCAUCAUCAGACGAGGAAAAGCUAUGGCUAAAGGGUAUCAAGCAAGCAACGUCCGAGCUACCGCUGGGGCUGCAUUUGGUGUGCACUCGAUCCUACGAGACACGCGACGUUCCUGAAAACGAAAGAGAUGAGAGGGAGAAGGAAUUCUUCGAGCGAGGAGAUUGGAAAACGGUGGCAAGGCAGUCUACAGGGACUGGCAAUCUGCGACGCCGACUCAGCACUCUUCUUAUCAACCACGUUCAAAGCAGCCUCCCUGACAUGAUCUCAGAAUUCGACAAAAUCAUACUGAAAAGCCAAUCGAGACUGGCCAAGCUCAGUGCUCCCCGACAGACCAUUCAUCAACAGAAAGCAUUGCUCUUCAAUCUGAGUAGCGCUUUCCAACGCAUAACCGAACAAGCACUGAGUGGCAUGUACAUUGACAACUUUUUUAAUACAUCGGUUCAGGGGAAUAAUGGUAAAUCCAAGUCUCACGACCCUCGACGUCUUCGUGCUGUCAUUCGUGACUUGAACGAGGAUUUUGCAGAUAUUAUGGAACUUGCCGGGUGCCGUCAAUUUAUUCAUGGAGUCAACAAUCGGAUAACCUCGUUGUUGCACCCUUGCAACCCCUAUGCAAAUAUCAGACAACCCGUUCACAAGAGCCGCUCAGAGUUCGAACUCGAGGUCUGUGAGCAAAUGCGCCGCGACCGAGGGAUUGAAUUUCCAGGAAGUGCCAAUCAGUUACUGGUGGGUAGUCUGUUUCGGGACCAGUCGCAGCCUUGGGAGGAGAUUGCUCGAGUCCAUUUGUUGAAAUCAUGGGAGUGCACCCUGGACUUUGUGACGCUUCUACUAGACCAUCUUGCGGAUGAACGCACGUCUGUGGCAAUCAUGCGGACUAUCAUUGCCCCCCAACUUGAUAGAAUGGAAGAUAAGCUACUGAUAAAGCUACUUGAGCUGACUGCUUACAAUAAGCGGAGCCACCCAUUGCCGAUGAGUCGAAGCUUCCUUCAAGGUCAAGCAUUGCCUCCUGAUCGAAGCUUGGUUGCCAAGAUGCAGAAAAACAGGAAUGAUCGAGUGUUCUCCCAAUUCCAACAGAUGCUUCCUUCAGCCCCAACCGAUACUUUCAAUAUUGAAGGGCUCAGUCUGGCCACUCAGCGCUUGGAUUCAUCAAGCAAUCAGUCCACGGCCUCGGACAUUGUUGACCAGUUGCAAGCAUACUACAAUAACGCGCUUUUGAUCUUCAUGGACAAUGUUUCAACUCUCGGUAUCGAAAAUUGCCUUCUCGGCCCUCUAGGAGGUGUCUUGACAACCCAGACGAUCAUCAACAUGGAGGAUAAGGAAAUUGAGGAACUAUUCGCUGGUGUGCACGAUGGUGUACAGAAAUCGCGAGAAUACUUGGCUCACGAACUGGAGAGUUUACUGAGUGGGUUGCGAGCACUGAAGAAAUUCCUCGUUGCGAAGAAAACGACGCCAUUUAUUGGGAUAUUCAAGGAUCCUAAAGUAGUCCCGGCUCCUGGAUGUUCGUCCACUCAAUCGUUUCUCAUGCCCCAAGGGGUUCUAUGCAGUGGUUCAUCCUCCAAUCCAUUUGGAGUACUAUGUAUGGACUCUAGAACUCAGGAUCCAAGCGGAACGCCCAGGUAUCAAAUUUCGUGGCCAUACAGCUCGGCAUCCAACGCGCAGGGUUCAAUGAAAAUUUGCCCCAGUGGUCCAUUUGGCUUCAACCCCGGUACGGUCUACCCGGGAAUGGGGAGUGCUCCAUAUCUAUCUUUCACGAAUGCGAACCCCGAGCCAAGCUCUCGCGAUUCUGGUGCAACUGCAUCCUUCAAGCCUGCACUUCCGCUCCGAUCGACGGCCCAGCCUAGCAUUUUCUCGUCUUCCCUUCUUUCCACUACGCCAGACACACGUUGCUAUGAUCGUAAUUGGUACUGGGAAGAGAAGGAUGACCGCGAUGGUAGUGGGCUCCCAACCAAUCGAUAUCAUUCCAUAUGCUACCACGUUGACUUCAAAUCUUUCUCUCCAGAGGAGCUGCGAUGGGCUGACUAUCAGCUCAGCACGAAGUUAGCCGACGCCUUCAAGCUGGACGCUAGGCAGAGAGAGACAAAGACGGCCACAGGAACGAAGCGAUCAUCAGUCUUCCCUUGA
Molecule: messenger RNA, 2820 nt
Organism: Penicillium coprophilum
Lineage: Eukaryota; Fungi; Ascomycota; Eurotiomycetes; Eurotiales; Aspergillaceae
Exons: 4
Coding region: 1-2820 (939 amino acids)
Cellular component (GO): microtubule; cytoplasm; membrane
Molecular function (GO): GTP binding; microtubule binding; GTPase activity
Source: RefSeq, a predicted model, not a curated record